Uncinocarpus reesii 1704 is the source of this 540-nucleotide messenger RNA. RefSeq lists its product as uncharacterized. The record is from RefSeq and is a predicted model, not a curated record. The transcript has a single exon. Lineage: Eukaryota; Fungi; Ascomycota; Eurotiomycetes; Onygenales; Onygenaceae. The coding region runs from base 1 to 540 and encodes 179 amino acids.
AUGACGCUUAAUAAGCAAGCUGCGUCCAGGUUCAUAAAACAUGGCCUCGUGAGUCUCAUAUAUGAAAUGUUCGGGUUACUGGAGCUGACUCUCCUGCGGCGUAAGGCGGGAAACGAUAAGAUUGAUCUGGAGCGAGCUGAACGGGAGGCUAAGGAGAGAGCUAUGGCGCAGUUAAGAGCAGCCCAGCUCGCUAAGAAACAAGCUGCGGCUGCAGCUGCGGCUGUACCAGCAUCUGUCCCCCAAAAGCGCCCUGCAGAGGAGGAAGCCGAGGAUGCUAGCGAAUGUGAUGCAGAGGAAGAUGAUAAAGUCGAUGGUGAUGUGGGAGCAGCUACCACUACAGAGGAAUAUAUCAACGUCAACAAGGAUACUGCGAACCCACGGAGAAAAGGCAAGAAACGGAAAAAUCGACCCCUCGAUUUGCCAGCUGGGAAACCCAAUCUUCCCCAGGAGAACAAGCAUAUGAAAAGGCUUAGGAAGCAGAAGCGACAAAAGAAGCCAAAAAAACAGAAAGCUCAGCCCGCAAAACAGGCAACAACCUAG